Hibiscus syriacus is the source of this 1151-nucleotide messenger RNA. Its product is annotated as SPX domain-containing protein 4. NCBI's taxonomy places the organism in Eukaryota, Viridiplantae, Streptophyta, Magnoliopsida, Malvales, Malvaceae. The transcript has 3 exons. Gene Ontology annotation, biological process: cellular response to phosphate starvation. Bases 69 to 1040 code for a protein of 323 amino acids. The record is from RefSeq and is a predicted model, not a curated record.
UCCCAUACUCUAAACACUUGGAAAAGAAAAAUCCCCAUUGAAAUUGUGGAAGAAACAUCAGUUUUCAAAUGAAAUUUGGUAAAGAGUUCAAGACCCAUCUACAGGAGACUUUACCCGAGUGGAGGGACAAAUUCCUUUGUUACAAACCCCUCAAAAAGCUCCUCAAAAACAUUCCUUCAACCCCUUCAUUUGAUCCCAAUCUCCCCCAUGAUCAACGAUCUGUAUUUGCUGACGCCACCAACACCGUUGUUACGGUCGUCGAUUCUGACCAUCAACAGCCUCCGCUUGAUUCGCAAGAUUGGUUUGUUAGAAUUCUGAACGAAGAGCUUGAGAAAUUCAAUGAUUUUUAUGUCGAUAAAGAGGAAGAGUUCGUUAUUCGCUUUCAGGAGUUGAAGGAAAGAAUUGAACAAAUUAAGGAGAGCAGUGGGAAAGGUGGAGUUUUUGCAUCAGAGAGUGAAUUUAGUGAAGAAAUGAUGGAUAUCCGCAAGGAUCUCGUCACCAUUCAUGGAGAGAUGGUGCUUCUUAAAAAUUACAGUGCCCUCAAUUUUGCAGGGAUUGUUAAAAUCUUAAAGAAGUACGAUAAACGAACGGGGGGUUUGUUGCGACUACAAUUCACUCAGCUUGUCCUUCACCAGCCUUUCUUCACAAUAGAAUCUCUUACAAGGCUAGUUCAUGAGUGUGAAGCCAAUCUCGAGCUUCUCUUUCCACUGGAAGCUGAAGUCAUUGAAUCUACUCCACAAGGAGAACCAAACCCACUGUUACAUAACACUGCAAAUUGCUCAGAGGAAGCUUCUUCGUCGACUCUGGGAGAGGAAACAAUAGACAUUUAUCGUAGCACUCUGGCUGCAAUGAAAGCAAUACACGGGCUUCAGAAGGCAAGCUCCACCUAUAAUCCUUUAUCAUUCUCGGCUUUCCUCAAGAACAAGGAUGAUGACAGUGGUGCUGUAACAGCUGAAAAUUCUGCUUCAGACUCUGCUGCCACAUUGCAAAAGGGUAAGGAGUCUGAUAAAGAGGAUGCGCAAUCUGUGCGCCGACACUAGGUUUUCAGUUUUCCCAGGUACUUUUAUCUUGUACUUCCUUUUGUUUCUUUGAACAACUGACAAAUUAAUAAAGUGUUUGAAGCUGUGUUUUGCAAUCAGUUUCAUGGUAAA